UGGUAUUUCAUUAGAGCCUCCUCCCAGUCCAGGGAGAUGCUUCAGUGCCUGACUUCAGAAAGCGAGGAAGGGGCAGACUCCGAAGACAGGGAGGCCAGUUCCACAGAAGAUCCAAAAGAAAUCAUCACCCUGGCUUUUGUGAGAGAAAAUACUGAUAUGCAAAAGGGCCUUCAGAAUGCACAGCAGCAAGGCAAGAAGAAGAGGAGGAAAAAGAGAUGAUUGGUGAUCAAUCUAUCCAGCUGCCGAUAUGAGAGCGUGCGUAGGGCUGCUCAGCAGUGUGGCCUUAGAGAGGGAGGGGAAAACGAAGACUGGACUCUCUACUGGACAGACUACUCGGUGUCACUGGAGCGGGUGAUGGAAAUGAAAAGUUACCAGAAAAUCAAUCACUUCCCCGGGAUGAGUGAAAUCUGCCGCAAGGACUUGCUGGCCAGGAAUAUGAGUCGCAUGUUAAAGAUGUUCCCUAAAGAUUUUCACUUUUUCCCUAGGACCUGGUGUCUUCCUGCUGAUUGGGGAGAUUUGCAGACCUACAGCAGGUCAAGAAAAAAUAAGACAUACAUUUGUAAGCCGGAUUCGGGCUGCCAAGGGAGAGGUAUAUUCAUCACCCGGACGGUGAAAGAAAUCAAACCAGGAGAGGAUAUGAUCUGUCAGCUCUAUAUUUCAAAGCCCUUUAUCAUUGAUGGAUUCAAAUUUGACCUGCGGAUUUAUGUGCUGAUAACAUCCUGUGACCCUCUCAGGAUUUUUGUGUAUAAGGAAGGACUGGCCCGCUUUGCUACAACCUCUUACUGCCACCCUUGCACAGACAACCUGGAUGAUAUCUGCAUGCACCUGACUAAUUAUUCCAUUAAUAAGCACAGUUCGAAUUUCAUUCAAGAUGCUCACUCUGGCAGCAAGAGGAAGCUCUCCACCUUCAACGUGUACAUGGAGAACCACAGCUAUGAUGUGGAGCAGAUGUGGAGGGACAUAGAAGAUGUCAUCAUCAAGACGAUCAUCUCAGCCCACCCCAUCAUCAAGCACAACUACCACACCUGCUUUCCCACCCACACCCUCAACAGUGCCUGCUUUGAAAUCCUGGGCUUCGACAUCUUGUUGGAUCACAAACUCAAACCCUGGCUGCUGGAAGUCAACCACUCUCCAAGCUUCUCCACUGACUCCUGCUUGGAUAAAGAGGUAAAAGACAGUCUGCUAUAUGACACCUUGGUCCUGAUCAACUUGGGAAGCUGUGACAAAAAGAAAGUCUUGGAGGAGGAGAGACAACGGGGGCAGUUCCUGCAACAGUGUCGUUCUCGGGAGAUCAGGAUUGUGGAGGCCAAGGGUUUCCAGGCCGUGCAGUUAGAGAAAACUGAGAAAUACGAGAAGGAAAACUGUAGAGGGUUUCGACUGAUUUAUCCCAGUCAGAAUUCAGAGAAGUAUGAGAAGUUUUUCCAGGACAACAACUCCCUCUUCCAGAAUACCAUUGCUUCCAGAGCUCGGGAGGUGUAUGCCCGGAAACUGAUCCAGACGUUGAGACUAAAACAGGAGAAAAAAUCCUUCCAAACUAAAGAGAAGAAGGUAGAGAUGCAGGGGGAAUCGGCAGGAGAGCAAGCAAGAGGCAAGAGCACGUGGAGCUGGCGACAGAAACGACCACAGAAGUACAAGGUUGCCAUCCACGCCUCCAAACAAUACUUCCAGCCAUUGACAUUAGUUACCUGCACACCUGACUUGCUGUUGAGUGUCAGAGAUGAAAAGAAAAACGAAACAGACAACAGCCUCAACCAGGAAGCCCCCAAGAAGGAGGCUGGUCCUGCUCCCACUAAGCCUGCAUCUGCGAGCCGCUGCAGCUCUGGACCCAACCUGAGGAACUCAGGUCCCAGCUUCUCUGGGCUUGAGCUCAGUAAACCCAACUUCAGCAUCAGGGAGGCCAAGUUUGCCUCUGCAGUGAACAUAGCCACCAAUGCUGAGCCCUUAACUUCAGUAGAAACCUCUCCAGAAUCCACCAUCCUGGUCUCAGCCUCCUCGGAGUCCCUGGCAAACCUGACCACGACCACCAGCUCUGAAUGCAGUAGCCCAGAGAUGGACAGCACGGUCUCCUUUAAAUACAAGCAGAACAAGAUACCCCAGCAGUUCUUGCAGGAGAAAAUAUCGAAACAUUUUCUAUCUACAAAAUCCCAGAGCUUCUCAGGGAGUCAGAACCCAAGCUGGACUUUGCUAAAGAAAACCAUGAAGAGGCAGCAUCUGACAUCAGAGCUAUUCACCAGGGUUCAACUGAGGGGCAAGCUCUCCUUGUUUCCAGCUCACUACGACCCAAAGCUGCUGCUGAGUAACCAGUCACAAGAUCCCUCUCUGCCCAUGGAGUGCUACUGCCAUCACCGCAGCUCUGGCAAGAAGAGGCAGCUUGAUGUGUCCUCCCUCCUCCUCUUGCAGAAUCCUCACGGCCGUGAUGUUACUCUCAGUGACCUGCUGGUGGUGGCCACUCCAGCCCGACUGGAUCCGAGGCCUGGCCGAAGCCAUACAGAUGCUAUAAAGGACCUGUAUAUGCAGGAUCAGGAAGCUUACAGUCACUGAGGCCAGAAAGGAUGUGAGAGGAACUAG
Cynocephalus volans (Philippine flying lemur) is the source of this 2568-nucleotide messenger RNA. RefSeq names its product tubulin tyrosine ligase like 6 (gene TTLL6). The record is from RefSeq and is a predicted model, not a curated record. Lineage: Eukaryota; Metazoa; Chordata; Mammalia; Dermoptera; Cynocephalidae. Gene Ontology annotation, cellular component: cilium. Gene Ontology annotation, biological process: microtubule cytoskeleton organization; protein polyglutamylation. Gene Ontology annotation, molecular function: tubulin binding; tubulin-glutamic acid ligase activity.